AGAGCCGGGGCUGUUGCGGUCGCCGAGGGUUCGGGGAGUGUUGGUGACCUCGCUGCGGGUGCCUUGCACCGGUCGUGCCCGGCGGAGGAAGAGGAGAGCGACCAACCUUUUCGGUCAUCGCUGCCAGUACCUUCCCGUACCUUUGGCGUUGCUGAGACCUCCGAGAGCUCUGGAGGAGCUACACCUCUGAGGGACUGCGGGAGUUCGAGUCCUCAGGUGUGUAAGAGGCUGUUUAGGAUCCCUGGGGGAGCGAAGAAGGCCGCGAGGAUUUCGCUUCCUCCUGCCGAGCCCUGGCUGCGCCGCGUUGAUUAGCCCUGCGUUCUUUCCCACUUCCUCUCAAUGUUCUCUCCAUACAUCAGGAAAUAUGAUCAGCGCCCCUGAUGUAGUAGCCUUCACCAAAGAAGACGAGUACGAAGAAGAGGCUUACAAUGCACCAGCCCUGCCAGAGGAAUACUCGGUGCCGCUCUUCCCCUUUGCCAGCCAGGGAGCCAACCCGUGGUCUAAACUGUCCGGGGCCAAGUUCUCGCGGGACUUCAUCCUUAUUUCCGAGUUCUCUGAGCAGGUGGGACCCCAACCCUUGCUGACCAUCCCCAAUGACACCAAAGUUUUUGGCACUUUUGAUCUCAAUUACUUCUCCCUGCGGAUCAUGUCUGUGGAUUACCAGGCUUCCUUUGUGGGUCACCCCCCUGGUUCUGCCUACCCCAAGCUGAAUUUUGUGGAGGACUCCAAGGUGGUGCUGGGAGACUCCAAGGAAGGGGCCUUUGCAUAUGUGCACCACCUUACUCUCUACGACCUGGAGGCCCGUGGUUUUGUGAGGCCUUUUUGCAUGGCUUAUAUUUCAGCAGACCAGCAUAAAAUCAUGCAGCAAUUCCAGGAGCUGUCAGCUGAAUUUUCAAAAGCAUCCGAGUGCUUGAAAACAGGCAACAGGAAGGCAUUUGCUGGGGAGCUUGAAAAAAAGCUCAAAGACUUGGAUUACACCAGGACAGUGCUGCACACAGAAACGGAGAUCCAGAAGAAAGCUAAUGACAAAGGCUUUUACUCUUCUCAGGCAAUUGAGAAAGCCAAUGAACUGGCCAGUGUGGAGAAAUCCAUCAUUGAACAUCAAGAUCUCCUGAAGCAGAUCCGCUCAUACCCUCAUCGGAAGGUGAUAGGGGCAGAUAAAUUUCUGGAUGAGGUGGAGCAUAUCCAGGAUCAGGCCAACCAAACAUCCACUACCUCUAACCCCGAUGAAUCUGCUGACUCAGAUCUUUAUACCUGCAGACCAGCUUACACUCCAAAACUCAUCAAAGCAAAAUCCACCAAGUGUUUUGACAAGAAGUUGAAGACCUUGGAGGAGCUCUGUGAUACUGAAUAUUUCACUCAGACCCUGGCCCAGCUUAGCCACAUCGAGCACAUGUUCAGAGGAGACUUGUGUUACCUCUUGACUAGUCAGAUUGACAGAGCCCUUUUAAAGCAACAGCACGUAACUAACUUUCUCUUUGAAGACUUUGUGGAAGUUGAUGAUAGGAUAGUGGAGAAACAAGAGAAUAUACCUUCUCAGCCCAGUCAGGACAGGCUGCCUACCAGGACUCUGGAAGAAUGCCCAAUUCCUAAAGUGUUAAUUAGUGUUGGUUCUUACAAGUCCAGUGUGGAGUCUGUGUUGAUCAAAAUGGAUCAGGAACAUGGAGAUGAGUACAAGGAAGUAGAAGUGAUAGAGUCAAGCAGUUUUGACCCCCAGGAAAACCUGGAUUACCUGGAUAUGGAUAUGAAAGGUAGUAUCAGCAGUGGGGAAAGCAUUGAGGUUCUGGGCACAGAGAAGUCCACCUCUGUGCUGUCUAAAUCUGACAGCCAGGCCAGCCUCACGGUGCCAUUGAGCCCCCAAGUGCUCCGGAGCAAAGCUGUCAGCCACCGGACCAUCAGUGAGGACAGUAUUGAAGUCCUGAGUACCUGUCCUUCUGAGUCCCUCAUCCCUGAUGACUUUAAGGCCAGCUACCCAAGUGCCAUUAAUGAGGAAGAAUCCUAUGGAGAUAGUGAAGGGGUAAUCCACUUCCAAGCAAGCAUCCGUCCCUCAGAAUUGGGUGAGAUCCGGGAGGGCAGCUUGGAAAACACUCCAUCCCAAGUAGAUUCCUCCUGCUGUAUUGGGAAGGAGAUCGAAGGCCAGCUGGUGUCAUUCCCCACUCUAGUCCACACUCUCUCUGAUGAGGAUGCUGUGGUGAGCAUCCCCCCACAGCGCUUCAGACAGAAGGACCAGGGGUUCCAUGUAGAUUUUGCAGCAGAAAACACCAAUCCUUCUCACCGAGACAGCAGUUGUGAAGUGUUCCCUACUUCUGAAUUGGACCCAAGCUGCCUACUGGCUAGUCGUGAUGUCAGUAAGACCAGCCUGGACAACUACUCAGAUACCACUAGCUACGUGAGCAGUGUAGCAUCAACCAGCUCAGACAAGAUGUCCUCUGCUUACCCUGCUGGUCCAUCCUCAGAGAGACACAGAAAGAGGGCUGGCCAGAAUGCCUUAAAAUUCAUCCGCCAGUACCCUUUUGCCCACCCGGCCAUCUACUCCCUGCUCAGUGGAAGGACACUUGUGGUCCUGGGGGAAGAUGAGACCAUAGUCAGGAAGCUUGUGACAGCACUGUCCAUCUUUGUUCCCAACAACGGCCGCUGUGCUAAGCCUGUGAAGCACUGGGUGUCCUCCCCUUUGCACAUUACGGAUUUUCAGAAGUGGAAGCUUAUUGGCCUACAGAGAGUGGCCUCCCCUGCCAGUGCUGGUACUCUGCAUGCCCUGAGCCGCUACAGCCGCUACACAAGCAUCCUGGACCUGGACAACAAAACCCUGCGCUGCCCCUUGUACAGGGGCACGCUGGUUCCCCGCCUAGCCGACCACCGCACUCAGAUCAAGCGGGGCAGCACCUACUACCUGCAUGUUCAGAGCAUGCUCACCCAGCUCUGUUCUAAGGCCUUCCUUUACACCUUCUGCCACCACCUGCACCUGCCUGCCCAUGACAAGGAGACACAAGAAGUGGUGGCCAGCCGUCAGGCCAGCUUUUUAAAACUGAACCUGGGCCUGGUGAAUGAGGAUGUCAGGGUAGUCCAGUACUUGGCUGAGCUGCUGAAACUGCACUACAUGCAGGAGUCUCCUGGGACCGGCCACCCCCUGCUCAGGUUUGACUAUGUCCCCAGCUUUUUGUACAAAAUCUGAGGUCAGUCCCAGCCACUGUGACUAAAACCUGUGACUCAGGGUACGGGGAGAGGAGAGAGGGCAUGACUAUAAAUGGUUGCCUGAGCUAGACUAUUGAACCUUCUGGUGUCACCAGCAGAAAUAAGUGGCAACCAUAGUUCCUAUGUGGCUGUCAGCAGCUGUGAGGUGGGCUGAGCAGAGGUGGAGCCUGGUUCUAUGAAGGUGGUGUGGUCUCCAAGGACAGUACCAGCCGCCCUUGGCUCCCUGGUGAAGAGUGGCCCCUGGACAGGUGUCUUUGGCAUUCUGAGGACUGGGGAGGACAAGAAGACCCCCCUACCCCUCCAGGGCUGGAAAAAGUGAAGGGUAGAAGGGCUGGGAGGAGCACCGUGGCCACAUUCAGCAUCACCACUCUUGAAUACCAAAAUUGGCCAGGGAAGCAGCCAUAACUGGGAUGUGAUAGAAAACAGGACAGACCAGCCACUGCCUCAUUCUGACCCCACUGUAGUCCUUUUCUUGGUUUCUUGGAACCCAUUGUCUCAGGGGAGGUCCUGAACAAGAAGAUGAAGGGAGAGAGCUCUGAGCACCUGGAGAGUGGGAGAUGCAUAGUUUGGGCUCCAGGACUACAGAGCACACGAGUGGCCUCUUGUCCUGUCCUCACAGCCAUCUGAGAAGAAACUGUAUAUGAGUAGCACUUAGAGGCUCCUCCUGAUCAUUAGGCCUGAUAUGAAGCAGGGCCCAGAUGGCCACAGCCGGUAUGAGGACUCCUGAGAGCUGCAGAUAGACAUGUCCUAAGGCCAUCACCACUGUAAAACUUGAUGCACCAGCAGCUCUCCUGGGACCACCCACUGGCUCUUCCUACCCAGAGUGCAUGAGCACUGAUGUCCCUGGGAAGUGGAGGUUACAUCUAGUUGUUACCCAUGGCAAACCGCAAUCACUUUACUACCUCUCAUGAGGUCUGUAGGCUCGGCAAAGGCCCAGGUCUGUUCAUCUGGUGGAGGUGGUUGGUCAGUAUGGCUGUCAGAGACUUCCUGCACCAGUUCCUGUGUGGCUCUCCUUGUGGCCCUCCUCUGGAAUGUUUUACUCACCUCUGUCCCCACAGCUCACAACUGUUCCCAUGUGAGUUCCUCCUUCAAGGAAGGCGUUUGAAACUGGUCACCCCCACCUGUCCCACUCCUGGCAGUCAGGACUUCCUGAGGCUUCUUACACAAUUUCCUAACCUUGCUGCCACUCAUGCGAUAGAAGGCUUUUCAUGACCUUGGAAACGUCUGAAAAAAAAAAAGCUGUUUUUUUUUCUCCCUAAGUGAGGGAAGCUGAGGAUUACUGCUGCUCUUUUGAUAUGUCCCAUCGAAAUUGUGGUAUGCCCUGUACAUGCAUCACAUUUGUUGGGCACUGUGAUCCUGCACUUGAGUCCUGGUGCCAAGGUCUACUCACCCUGUCAUCUGUGUACACCCCCAAGUUCUGUCAUAGGGAGCCGUCUUUGCUUCUUCACCCUGAAGGCAGAGUAAGCCAAGUAACCAAAGCUGUAGCAUGUCUGCCCUGUGGUUACCUUCUUUACCUACCAGGAUCUUUGGCCCAGGGAUGUGGCCUGUUGGUUUCAGGUCAUAGUCCCCAUUCCUGUAGGUGGCUGUGCCAGGCUGUGACCAAGAGCCUGUGGCAGAUGGCGCUGUCCCUGUAUCAGUUCUCUGUCCCUGUACUUGUUACAUUCAUUGAUAUCUUGGCAGCUUCUGGUAUCUGCGGUCUUCUUUCUCCUCAUGGGCUCCUUCGACUGCUGCCACCACCCCCCCCCCCGCCCCCUUAGUGUUUAUAGUUGGGUGGCUAAGUGCUGCCUCCUCAGACCUUCGAGACAAUGAGACAUUUAUCAGGAAGUGAAGGAAGGACUGGAGUCCAAAUAAGGAGCUGGGAAAUGAUCACUGGUUCCAGCAUCAGUUUCUUGUGUCAUACCAGCAUGGAAACUCAACUAACACUGUGCUCACCUGGGAAAACUGAUAAAAGGCAGACAUGGGCUUCUGGUAGGUGCUGAACUACAGCCACUUGGCCUUCUAGAAGCUAAAGCCAUGUAGCAGUGUUAAGUGGAAGGCCACCUGCUGGUAUUUGCUCUGUGUUCCGCCUCAAAGGGUGGCUCUGAGGACAAAACAAGACAGAGUGGACAGAACAGGUGGUCCCGUGUGGCAGCCACAGAAAUGGCAAAGGGGUGCUGUUCCUCAAAGUGGUU
This is a messenger RNA of Perognathus longimembris pacificus (Pacific pocket mouse), 5363 nucleotides long. RefSeq names its product SMCR8-C9orf72 complex subunit (gene Smcr8). The transcript has 2 exons. The coding region runs from base 365 to 3172 and encodes 935 amino acids. The record is from RefSeq and is a predicted model, not a curated record. Gene Ontology annotation, molecular function: GTPase activator activity. Gene Ontology annotation, cellular component: guanyl-nucleotide exchange factor complex. NCBI's taxonomy places the organism in Eukaryota, Metazoa, Chordata, Mammalia, Rodentia, Heteromyidae.